Molecule: messenger RNA, 3579 nt
Organism: Ficedula albicollis (Collared flycatcher)
Lineage: Eukaryota; Metazoa; Chordata; Aves; Passeriformes; Muscicapidae
Product: KIAA1614 ortholog
Exons: 13
Coding region: 1-2922 (973 amino acids)
Biological process (GO): centrosome cycle; regulation of cellular localization; establishment or maintenance of cell polarity
Cellular component (GO): nucleus; apical plasma membrane; cell cortex
Molecular function (GO): protein kinase C binding
Source: RefSeq, a predicted model, not a curated record
AUGAAACCAAUCACGAAUAUCAAAAGCCACAGCUUAAAGCGGCAGCCGGAGCGGGGCCGGGACUCCCCGGGCCCCUCGGAGCCCCGGUGCCCCAGGGGACGGCAGCCCUGGCACCUCCAGAAAGUGUCCGUUCCCUCCGGGUCUUCUUGCUGGGUGCCCCUGGGCGCCUGGAACAGGGUGGGUGGCCACCCGCUCUGGGGAACCACCGACCCCGCGGUGCUGCCGCAUCGCUCCUGCUGCCCGGUGAUGCUGGCAGAGUGCCGGUGCUCCGGGGGGCCUCGACUCACGGAGCGGAGCCCUCCCGCUGAGGGGUCGCUCCCUGGUUUUGUCCCGCCCUGGCGCUCCGCGUCUCUCCAUCAGAGACCCUCCCUGGAUGACGAGCGCCGGACCCCGCUGCGGGACUGGGGGCGUCCCUCUGUGUCCCCCCCCGCGGCGGAGAGCUGGGAGAGGCUCUCGCUGGCUGAGCGGGUGGAGAGGAACCGGCGGCUGCUGCAGGAGGUGCUGGGCCUUGCCGCACCCGGUGUGUGUUUUGGGAAGGUGGUGGCUCUUUCAGGACAGCUGGGGGAAGUGGGAGGGAAAACCUUUGGGGUGAUGGGAGUCCUCAGGGCCAGCCUCCAGUCUCCCGCGCUGAGGGUGCAGCUCCCUGUUGCCUCGCACCCCUGGGCUGUCCCAUCCCCUUCCCCGGGAUGUAGGAGAUGCUCACGAGAUGCUCUGGGUGAUACCAGUCAGUCCUCUCUGGUGUCCCGGGGAUGGGGGCUGCCAUCCAUCCAAGCUAAUGCUUUUCCCUGUCCUGCGUUUCAGAGAUGCCAGCGAGCGAUGGGGACUGGGACUCGGGGGUUUCACUGCAGGACGCUGAGGGCUGCAGGUAGGGCCUUUGUCGGCGGGCAGGAGCUCGAGCUGAGCCCGCGGCACGAGCAGGCCAAGCAGCUGCUGCAGCGCGCCCGCAUGAAGGCUCGGACCAACCCGCUGCGCGCCAGCCACGACAUCCUGCUGCUGCCCGCCGGCCCGCAGCCCAGGGAGGCCAGCGGGAGGCCCAGCGUCGCCCCGCGGGACGGCGGGGGGCUGGGCUCGGCGCUCCCCUCGCCGGAGCCGGCCGGCAGCAGGCAGCCCGGGGACGGCGCCGGCCAGCCCAAAGCCCGCAGUGGCGACCUCGUGGCCGGGGGCAAGUGCAGCGCCUGCGGCUCCUUGCUGGGUGCUGCCGCCGGCCGGGGCACGGACACGCAAGCUGCCCCCGACGUGGCCAAAAGUAGCCCUGCGGCACAAAGAAGCGUCCCAGGGGAUAGCAGAGGGCUGAGCGCUGCCCAGACAGAGCCUAAAAUCAGGCCUCUGGGCCCCGGAGGGUCCCCGCUGUGGAUCCUGCCCUCCCGGCAGCGCAUCCACACCGAGAAGAUCAAGGAGACCUACAUCGGGGAUGUCACCUACAUUGACGAGGUGGACUCGGCCCUGGAGAGCACCGACACCUCCGACGGCUGCCGGACGGACAGCGAGGAGGCAGGACCCCGCAGCCCGCACCUGCGGGGGCACCGUGACCCCCGGGCUCGCGGGCACAGAGCUCCCCGUGCCGCCCUGCAGCCAGAGGCAAGGGCCAGGAAAGGGAUCUGCGUGGCCAGCGGUGGCCCUGAGGACGGGGACUCGGGUCCGGGGCCUGUUUGUCCCCCAGAACCAGGAAGAACUAGCAGCCGGGAAGAUGGAGAAUCCCAUCGACAUCUGGGGGACAGCAAGGGGGUGGGAAACAGAGCUCACCCCCUGCAGCAGCCCAGUGAGCCCCUGCAGCCUUCCUCGCAGCUGAGGACCAGCACCCCCAUUCCCGGCACGCACGUCCCUGCUCCCCCUCCUACCAAGAAGGCCUGUGCCCAGGUGCCUUGCAGGAAAGCCCUGUGCUCCAGCAGCAGCCACCAGGCAUCGAGCCAAAGAGUCCGUGGCCCGCAGCCGGAUGCUGGCAGCGGCACUCCACCGCCGCCCGGGGGCACGGCGGGGCCGGCCGAGCGGCGGGGUCCCUGCAGCCCCAGGUGGCUCCCGGGGAGCCCUCUCCGUGCCUUGUCCACCAACAACUGCAACAACACCCACGGGCAGAACGCCCCGGGGACGGGCAGAGGUUCACUGUCACACCCUGCUGCCGGCCCUGUCACCCCUGUACCCUCAGAGGCUGCUCAUCCUGCCGGGGAAGGUGCUGGGAUGCCGGGAGCGCAGCCACAGCAGCACCCAGCUGGGAGCACAGCACAUGGGGAGCCGGGGCGGCCAGUGAGCCGCAAGGGCAGCAGCGCCUCGGCGUCGGGGCUGAAGAAGCUCCUGUGCAGCCUGAGCCAGAGCACCAAGCAGCGCCUGGGCCGCUUCCGCUGUUACAGCAUGGAGCAGCUCCCGGCGCCCGGCGGCUCCCCGCCAGGCGGCCCUGCCAUCAAGAAGUCACCGUCCCUGCAGUCCCUGCAGCUGGUGUCGCCCUUCUGCCAGCCCCAAAAAGCUGCCUCUAUCCAGAGCCUGCAUCCCCAGCUGGGCAAGGCACGCCGUGCCAGCGCCUACCUUCUGCCGCAGACCACGGCUGACAGGAAGGGGGGCUCAGGGCCGCAGCGCUCGCUGAGCGUGGAGGACAUCGGGGCGCCCGGCCAGCUGCGCGCGGUGGGGCGCGUGGUCGAGGUCUUCCCUGAUGGCACCAGCCAGCUGGAGCUGCAGCGACCGCCCCACGGCGCCUUCGGGUUCUCCGUCACCUCCGGCCACGGCCGGCCUGACACAGGUGUCUACGUGCAGGAGAUGGCGGAUGCCGGCACAGCCAAGCUCUACGCGGGGCUCCUGGGCGUGGGGGACGAGAUCCUGCAGGUCAACGGCGCGGCCGUCUCGGGGCUGGGGCUGGCCCGCAUCCGCCAGCUGCUGCUCCGGGCAGACAGCCUGUCCCUGCGCGUGCUCCGGCACCGCCCCGCGCCGCGGUAGCCCCGGCACGGCUCCUUGGCGGCAGGAGGAGGAUGUCCCGGCCAUGGGAGAGGGACGGUCUCCCAGGGACGUCCCGGGAUGCUGCAGAAUGGCAUGGCAUGGACCAGGCUGCCUCACAGUGUCAGGAGCUGCCCAGCUCCGCUGCAGUGGUGGCAGGUGGCUUUCCUUGUCCUCCUGGGCGAGAACGUGGGACCAAGGACCCCCCGUAGUCUCCGGGAGCUGCCCAAGUGUGGGCGACAGGGGACAGCCUGGCCCCAGCAGAGAUGGAUGGGUCUGUCCUGCUGGGCACUGGGGUGACCAGCAUGGGGACACCCCAUCUCCGUGACCCCAGGAGACAGAGGGCUUCCUGCCAGCACUGCCACCUUGUGCUGGAGGGCUGGUGAGGUCCUUUUAAAUUAUUUCAAACUGAAACACAAAAAUACAUCUCUGCAAUAACAAAACAGUGCCCUUGGCUUGUGGCAUGGAGGGGCUGGGGUGGUGCUUGCUGCCUUUGCUGCUUGUUUUCCUGUGGUCCUGCUGCUCCACCAGCCAUCUCCUGACUGUGCUGUGGUGCUGGAAGGGCCCUGGGCAGGUAGAUGGAGGCUCAGCCACCUGCAGGGUUCCUUGGGGAUUUUGAGGGGUUCUUUCUUCCAGCCAUGGAAGGCAAAACACGUCCUU